Molecule: messenger RNA, 1371 nt
Organism: Echinostoma caproni
Lineage: Eukaryota; Metazoa; Platyhelminthes; Trematoda; Plagiorchiida; Echinostomatidae
Source: the annotation of a GenBank genome assembly
UUACGCGAUACAACUAUUGAGGCCCGUCAAGCUUUGGCACGUGAAAAUGCUACCCUUCUUCGCGGACAUCGGCAGCAACAAAAACCCAUCGGAACGAGUAUUGUUAUGUACACUGUUUGCAAUGUGCAAGCAGGUGAGUCUACCCUGGCCAUUCGACGAGGUGGUGUUACUUGUACCAACUUUUCGGAUAAUGCCGGUUGGCUUGCUGCUGGGUUCGGUUCCGGCCGCAUUCGUGUAUGGUCCUUGGGUCCGGAGUCGCUACGUCGCAUGCUGCCCGCCAACGAGUUGUCAUUACUGGACAAAGAUGAUUCCCGUGUAAAGACAAAAAUGUUAUACGACGAGAAUGGAGAACAUCAUUCCACACGUGAUCUUCUCGGACAUGUUGGCAGCGUUCAUGGAGUCGCAUUCAGCCCUGACCGGCAACUGAUUGUGUCCGGUGGUUCUGACGGAACUGUCCGACUCUGGUCUAGCCUACUGUGGGGCGGCGCACUGACUGUGUGGCGAGAUCACUUGCUUCCCGUCUGGUCUGUCGCAUGGGCUCCGGUUUACGGGCACUAUGUGGCCACAGGUGGAGCCGAUCGCAGUGCACACCUAUACUCGACAGACCAUGCACCGGAUGCCCUACGCGUAUUUGUCGGUCAUCGCGCCGACGUAACCUCGGUGUGUUUGCAUCCGAACGUGAAUUAUUUAGCCACGGGCAGUGCAGAUCGCGCGGUACGUUUGUUCGACGUACGAUCUGGUAAACUUGUUCGCCUCUAUACUGGACACAAGGGUUCUGUACAAUGUCUGGCCUUUUCCCCCUGUGGUCGAUACUUGGCCAGUGGUGGUUGGUGCGGCGCAGUGUGUAUCUGGGAUCUAGGUUCAGGUCAUCAGGUAGGUCAGCUUGGGGGUUACGCUGCAUCUCGACCGCUGGGACAAUCCCAUCGACGUCCGGAGGUGGAAGAGGCAUUGAGUUCUGCUGGUCAGUGGCUCACCGGUCCGGUGGUAUCCUUGGCCUAUUGUCCAGACCAGUCUGGACGAUUGGCUGCCGGUGGUCUGGAAGGUGUAAUUCGUGUAUGGAAUAUCAAUACGGGACGUUCAACAAGCAGCGCAUCACGUGCCGGCUCUAACACAACACCAUCUGGGUCAGUUGCCAGUCCAGGUCUGGUUAAUUUGCAUCGAGCCUCGAAACAGAAACAGCUUGGUCGUGGCCAAAGCAGCGGUUCUACAAUCAGUUCACAAUGGGCCGGUUACUAUACACCAGUUUCUGGAUCCGACGUGUCAGAUACCUGUUUAUCCGAGACGUUCUAUACUCGACGCACAUCGGUGCUUGGGUUGCAAUACGUUCAUCCAUAUUUGAUGCUUGCUUCCGGUCCCUAUAAUCAGCAGUAA